UCGGACGCAUCAAACGCCUUUCGGACGUCGGCUGGUCGAGUGGUUCUUACGGUUUGCUUUUCCCAAAGUGUAUGUGUGUGUAUCUUUUACCAGUGCCCUCUUCGCUACCCCUCUCCAACGUUGUACGUGUGCGAGCGUGAACGUAUAUGUGUGUGUUUGUGUGUGCCCGCGUGUGUAGGCUGUCGAAAAGUUGGUUAAAGUAAAGUGCGUGCGUGUGUGUGUGCUAGUAUCCCGGUGCAGCAUUGUGCUAGAGAGCUGUGUGAAAGCAAGAAAAAAGCUAUAUUUACCGAAUUGUUAGACGACGGUCAUGCUAGCUUGAAAAGUGUUCGGAAGCGUGUGCUAAUCGAAGGCAAAGCAUAAAAGUGUCAACGUGUGGUGUGAUCGAGCCCGUGCAUGUGUGCGUGCGUCUGUAGAUAAGGAUAAGCCUCAACACCAGUCGGUACCUGCACUAACGUAAAGAACGCAAUCCUUCAAUCCGGCGCUGCACGUGAGCUGCUGCUGAGCUAAAGCAAAAAAGGACCGAGAGCGUGUUUAAAUCCUAGCAUCAACAAAAAAUAGCAGAUGAGUGGAGAACAACAAGCAGAGUCGGCCCCAGAUGGUCUUGCACCGGGAGCAGCGGCGGGAGGUGAGCCGGGAGCGGAUGGAAUCGUCGGAGGACCACGGACGCCUCAGCAGAUUGCAGCACAGAAGCGACUGCAGCAAACCCAGGCACAGGUGGAUGAGGUUGUGGAUAUCAUGAAGACGAACGUCGAGAAGGUGCUGGAGAGAGAUCAAAAGCUGUCAGAACUGGACGAUCGAGCCGAUGCACUGCAGCAGGGUGCAUCGCAGUUUGAACAGCAAGCCGGCAAACUGAAGAGGAAAUUCUGGCUACAGAAUCUAAAAAUGAUGAUAAUAAUGGGCGUUAUUGGUCUCGUCAUACUCGCAAUUAUUGUAGCGAAAUUCAUGCCUGCAGAUCAGCCGCAGCAGCCUAUGAUGAUGAUGGGUGGCCAGCCGAUGCAACAGAUACCGAUGCAGCAGAUGCCGGCCGCACCACCGGCCCAACCAGCAGCCCCGGCCGCCCUGGUACAGGACGUUUCGGCACUGCUAACCGGCGGAGGUUCACAGCUGAUCAAGAACUAAGCUUAGUGGGUUCGGCCACAGAUACAUGCGAAGUACUAACACAAACAUACUGUGGACAAACUGGUCGCUGUUUGCUGUUGCUGGUAAUGUUGCUGCUGCUGGCAGAAAGUUGACAACGGAGUAAACGGACGUAUGGAGCAAAGCUAGAUUACCCAUACUCUCUAUCACAUUACACAUUACAUCGUCGUCAUUCGUGGAGAAAAAAAAAGCAGAAGGAAAAGGAAAACACACAUCGUAGCCGAGGAAAGUGGAAAAAAAGAAAGAAAAACAAGAAUGGUAAAACAAUCCUUCCGGAAAAUAGAAGGAAAGUUGUGGCAUGAGGAAGAAAAAAAGAGUAAAAAAGACAACAACAAACGUACUUAAUACAUUGCUAACGCAUUUAAGUGAGAUACUUCCAGUAUGAAAAUGAAACAAAAUACUUAGAACGGAUAAUAGACAUUAACUAAGAGCAGAAAACGAAACAGUAAAGAGAGACAGACAGACAUUCGAAGUACUAGAGAAAGAGAGCAAGAAAAAUGGGAAUAGUAGAAAACGUAUAGGAAGAAAACAGAAGACAGUCACAAGACAGGGCAAAGGCAGAAGUGUUGUGUAACAAAGUGAAUUGGGUUUCUUUCAAAUUUUCGCCCUUCGAACCCGUUGUUCUAAACGAUUCGAGUAAUUUAUUUUGGUGCCUGCAUUUUUGAAUAUCCCACCACGAGUUUGUUGGAUAUUUUAUAGCAAAAAAAAAAACAUCAGGAAAUGGAAUAGGCAAAUCCGUACGCACACUUUUGUAUUUCUUUUUGUUUGUUUGUUUUUUUUUUUUUCAUUCCAUUGUUACAAUUUCGGGCCAACAAAUAAUCAUACUUUGAGUAAGGCGAAAAUCCAUGUUGAAAGCAGUAGUUGAUUAUUGCUGAUGUUUAAAUGAAAAUUUAAAAAAAAUUACACACACUUCACAUACCCAUAAUGUUACAGUUUGAAGCUUUAGGGAAAGAGAAAAAAGCACACACACAAUGAGAUGGGAAGGAGGGUUUAAUAAAAACAAAAAGGAAGAUAAAGGAAGGUAACACAGCAAAAGGUGUGGCAAAUUCAAGCGAAACUUUCCCAUUACCUUAAUUAUUAUUCUCAUCAUUGUUGCAGUUGUUGCUGUCGUUCGAUAUGUAAAAGACAAGCGGUAGGAAUUAGGUGCAAAACUUCCUACAUUUAAUCACCUUCCCACCAUUCCCUCAUCCAGCCCCGCGUGUUUCCCGUGGUUUCUCGUUUCGUGAAGGCGAGAAGAAUGUCUAUUCUAUGCAUAAUAGCAACAAGCAACGAAAACACGAGAGGAAAAACAAAAAAAGCAGUAAAUUAUGUCAGCUACCUUAAAACACUUAAUAUUGCAACAAUAAACGGAAUUAUUUCAAACCGGAACAAAAUCCACUCCGGCUAAAUUAGUCCCUCGCCUGAUGGUGCAAUUGCAAUUGUCCUUCCCUUUUUGACCCAUUUGGAAUCUAAUACCGGAAGCAAGGAGGAAUGACCACUCGAAUGGCUUCCACGGUUUGUGUUGUGAUCUGAGAAAUUAAAAACCUGCGAAAGAACCGUUCUGGAUGCUGGUGGAGCAAAUGGCGCCAUUUGUUUUGUUCUGUUAAAUUUCAUCCAAACAGAAAAGCGCAAAGAUAAUGGGUAAGGCAACAGAAAAAAAAACAAAACAACACACACCAAAAUACACCCUUCGUUUCGUUCGUUUGCUUGUGUUUUUGUUGUAGAACUCAAUGCUUCCAAAAAUAUGGGGAAAAUUGUUUGUUGAAUUGUUACGUUUUUCGGAAAGGGAGAUGAAAACAAGUUGCACCCAAAAACUUAGGUAACUGAUGAUGGGAGAUGAUUGAUGCGACGAAACUCGUAAAACGACAUUCACAAAACUUCAUUAAACUCGUUGCAAAAUCAAUAAACUUAACGGUCGAAUGUUGUAAAUUGGGAAACGGUGAGACAUGGAAAGAGACGAACAAAAAUAAGCAGAAAAAAACAACAAAACAAAACAACAUUCAACCGAAAACCCAUAACUUGCAUACUUUGGACGAGAUAGAAACCCAAAGGGUGAAGAAACAAAACAAUACGAAUAAAGAUAAAGAUACCUAAACCUAAACAUCAAACAAACACAUGCACACUCACCAAAACACAUUAGCAAAUGAGGGAAAUUUCAAUGAAACAAGCAUUAAACAUAGCAAAUAAUAGGUAAGAGAGAGAACAAAUCGACAAACAAAUCGACAUCAAAACAGACCUAUAGAAACAAAAAACAGAAAAAUACAAAACAGCAAAGAACAGUAAAGAAAACUCCUGACUAACAAAAGAAAUCAAUCAACUCAACGAUGUGAACAUAUAGUGAAGUAAUCAGCAAUGCUAAUGUUUUCUUCAUUUCAUUACCAGCAAAACACAAAUAAAUUUAACUAGAGAGCAGAAAAUAUAGAGUAGGUUAAAACCGAUUCGAAGCGCAAUCAUGGCCGACAGUGAGAAAACAAAACGAAAAAAAACAGUUGGGAAAAGAAACAAUGCUACAAAGAAUUGUAGCAAACAAAGAAAAUAUGAAAAAGGGCAAACGAAUAAAAUAAAAGGAUUAUGCGUCUUGCAUAAUCAACUUUACUUAUCCAAAGCAAGGAAGCAGCAAAUUCAAACAUUACACUUCACAUGGACACACUGUCACUAAACAGACGUUCGCACGCAUUAGUUUCACGUUGUACGUGCACAUACACAGACACACAUACACACAUUAAAAGAAACUAGGUGAAACAGACAGAGCGAGCACUAGGUGGAAUAUCUCCACAUCUCUCGGUGUAUAGAAGAGUUGAAGAAGGUUCGGCUGCACAAGUUUCGUUUCAUAAAAAGUUACAAACAAACAAAAGGAAAAAAAAACAAAACUAAUCGUCAAAAUAAAGCUUAGCAAAACCAACCGAAUCUCUCACAGUGAAAGGAAAACCAGGUAAACAUAGUAAUUACAAUGAAUAAUACUAUUAAAUACUAACAACACGAAAUCCAAAAACCAAAAACAUAAAGGAGAAGAGACGAAACAUUUGAUGAAAAAAAAAUACAAACGAGUGUAGGACGAUACUUGAAGUACUUGAAAUGGAACAGACACAGAAAAGAACAAUGUAUUGAACAAACACACACAGCAACACACACACAUACACCAAACCUUAUAUCUAGCAUAAAUUGUUUUAUUUUUCACUUUUUUCCACUAGAAUAUAUUACAAACUUACGAAAAGCAAAAAAAGAGUAGAAGUGAAAAAAAAAGACAGAGAAAUAAACAACAGGACGAUAAAACGAAUGGACGAAUGGAAUGAACUAGUUAAGGGGGUGAUAAAACACAUGAAAAGGAACAAAAACAACAAAUGAGAUGGAAGCAAAACCCAAAAACAACAACUAGCAAGACGUAACGAAACGAAAACAAGUAGUUUAAAAACAAAAACAAAAAACAAACUCACAUAUAUAUACAUUGUACGGAGUAAAAACGAGACGAAGUAGUGGAGAAAUGAGGAAGAAGAAAAAUGGACGAAAAAAAAGUAAAUCAUAAAAAUCCAAAAAAGUGGUAAAAAACUAAUAAAACAAAAUGGGAAAAUAUAUAAAUAAAAAAAUAUAUAUAUACAUAUAUAUACAUAGCUUUGAAAAUUGUAAAAACACACGACAAAAGAAGGAACUAAGAAACAGAAACACACGAGCGUAUGCGAAACGGGGUGGUAAAAAUACAGCAAAACAAACAUGUACGUGCUUCAUUGUUAUCUAUACUUGGGUGGUGUUGUUGGAAGGAACGUGGCCAGAAGAAGAGUAAAGGCAAGCAAAGAAAAUCCAGAACGUGGCAGUUUGCUCUUUUCAAUCAGUCAAACAGCUAAAGUAGAAACCACAAAACUGGAAAGUGAAACAAGAAAGCCGGACAAGAAGAUAAACAAGCAAACGGUAAAGAGAUUGUGUGGUAAAUACCCAGCAUGAGAACAAUGCUAAAUAGAACGGAAAGUGGACAGACGGUGAAGAAACCAUAGCAAAAAAGAAAGGCAAAAGAACACAAGAACACGUAAGGCGAAGGACGAAGGUGACAGUGGCGUUGGAAGUAUAGAUAAUAAUGAACAGAGAAUAUAUAAUUAAUGAUUAAUAAAGACAAUUAAACUAGUGUAUGUAAAUA
This is a messenger RNA of Anopheles funestus (African malaria mosquito), 5242 nucleotides long. Its product is annotated as vesicle-associated membrane protein 2. Gene Ontology annotation, molecular function: SNAP receptor activity; syntaxin binding. Gene Ontology annotation, cellular component: plasma membrane; SNARE complex. The record is from RefSeq and is a predicted model, not a curated record. NCBI's taxonomy places the organism in Eukaryota, Metazoa, Arthropoda, Insecta, Diptera, Culicidae. Gene Ontology annotation, biological process: vesicle-mediated transport; vesicle fusion. The coding region runs from base 562 to 1119 and encodes 185 amino acids. The transcript is spliced from 7 exons.